AUGACUAAAAAUUCACCUAAUGUACGUAGAAUAAUAUCAGUCCAAAAACCACCACAAAGUCUGACACAGAGCGAUGACAUUAAUGAAUUGAUAGAGUUAGACAUGACAAAUUCAUUCAAUUCUUCAAACCCUCCGCUGAAUGCUAUUACUCCUAUAAACGCGCAAAAUAUUUCUUUUCAUGGUAUGUCGACGGGAGGUUCUAAUAAUGAUUUGAUGGUUGUAUGGGGUGGUGAAACAGUAAAUUCCACGGGUUCCAUUUUAUUAUUAUAUUUUGACACAAAAAAUCAACAAAUGAAUCCUCAAAAUCUUUCGAAUCCGCCUUCUGGAAGAAUCGGACAUUCAAUGGUUGCUAGUGUCAAUGAUUCUAUGGUCUAUAUAUUUGGUGGAUAUGACGGUACAUCUGAUGAGCUGCUAGGUCAACCAUCACAAACAGGUAGUUUUCAUAACGAGUUGUAUAAAUUGGAUACAAGGAGCAGCAACAUCAAUUUUAUAGUUAUACCUAGUCAGUCGAGCACAUCACCACAAAGGAGAGCACAACAUUCGGCUACAAUUCUGAGCAAUGGAAAAAUUUAUAUAAUUGGUGGUCUAACUUUUAAUGAUACUAUUGGACAGUUAGGUUUAGUUCCGAUGUCUGAUAUUGAUAUUUUUGAUACCAUAAGUAACAAUUUAACUUUGCAAAAGUAUCAGGAUAUUGCUGUAUUAGAUACAUUUAAUGAUAAUUUAUCUUGGACCAAUCCCACAACACACGGAGAUUCACCCUCAGCUCGUUAUUCACAUACUUUUACUAUAGUAGGAAACAAUGCUAUUGUUGCAUAUGACGUAACAAACUAUACUUGGAAAACUCAGUACAAUCCUCAAAAUCUUCCACCAAACCCGGGUAAUUCCAACACGAAUUCUAGUAGUAAAUCUAAUACCAAUAUUCCUGCCAUUAUAGGCGGAAUAAUUGGUGCGAUAGCAUUGGCAGUUAUAAUCGCAAUAAUAUUAGUUUGCUUCAUUAGAAGAAAAAAAAAUUCUACGUUUAUAUCAACACCAUAUGAUAAAACUCCAGCAGCGGCACCACCGAUUAUGGGUCCUGCACCUGUAAACGAUGAUUUACCACCAGCUAUACCACCAUUGGAAAGUUUUCAAAAAGAUGGGAGUCUUGGCAGUGAUACUCGAGUUCUUAAUUCAGCAGAUCAACGUUCCUCUUUUAAUAGUUCACAUAGUAACUUAUCUAAUAAUCGAUUAUACGAUGAACAGUUGGAUACUGGAUAUCAAGUUGGUGAAUAUCCGCCUCAUUCAGGCAUUGUUUCAGAUAAACUACUUCCAUUAUUGACUCAAUUUGGAGAUAAUAAUUCACAGCAAUCAUUAUCUAUACAAACAUAUGCACCAGAAAAUUAUCAAACAUAUCCAUCAGAAAAUUAUCAAACACAAACAUAUCCACCAGAAAGUUAUCAAGCACAAACGUAUCCACCAGAAAGUUAUCAAGCACAAACGUAUCCACCAGAAAAUUAUCCAACAACUAAAACGCCAUUAACAAUAAAUACUGGUAGAACACAAGAGUAUACACCACGAAAUGAAUUUUAUAAUACACAAGGACAAUCAUAUCAACCACCUUCGCACUCAUCAUCUCAAGAAAACUUAUCAUAUGUAUAUCGCCCUGAUGAUAGAUCAUCACCAACACAAGAGACACCAGAAAGUGACAGCAAUGAAGGCUUUGGGUUUAAAAGUCCAUUAUUUAGAACUGAAUCAUUAUCACCGCUAGCGGGUAUGGCAACAACAAUACCAACUGAUUCUAGACCACUUAGUUUAAGAAGUGCAGCUAGGAUGAGCCAACCUUUAGGUGUACAACCUAGCAGACUUAGAAAUGAAAAUCCUGAAAGUUUAGAUAGUGGUAAUGAAACGAGGUAA
Messenger RNA from Racocetra fulgida, 1890 nucleotides. The record is from the annotation of a GenBank genome assembly. NCBI's taxonomy places the organism in Eukaryota, Fungi, Glomeromycota, Glomeromycetes, Diversisporales, Gigasporaceae.